AUGAAAUUGGAUUGCUAUAUUGAUUCGAGGAAGCUCAUGUACAAUGCUAAUAGCAGGAUAUCAACCUUAAGCAGCUCAUCAAAGUUCUUAGCAUGUGGAACUUUCGAAGGUGGAUAUUUAUUACAAGAUAUUUCCAAUCCGGAUACCCCUGGCUCUGUGAUUGAAAAUCAACUAACCCAUAAUACCGAUGGCAUAACGAAUCAUAUUACGAUAGACAACGAUGAAAAAUUGAUAAUAGCAUCUAACGAUAAGGCACUCAGAGUAGUCGACAUUACUAAACAGAAAAAUAGACCCAUAGAAAUGCCCUUCGCUGUUAAUUGCUCAGCAUUAAACCGACAUAACAAGAAUGAAGUUUUAUUAACAGGGGAUUGUCUAGAUUCUUUUAUUGUGGACUUAAGGCAACCAGUUGCCGCUAAUAUGUCGAAUUCCUUAUCAGGACACAGAGACUACGGUUUCAGCUGUGACUGGAACCCAUCCAAUGAACAUUUACUCAUGACGGGGAACCAGGAUGGUUGUAUUAGGAUAUGGGAUAAAAGGAGAUCAGAUGAGAGCAUAAACUGCUUUAAUGGAUCUUUGGGUUCGGAUUCGCUGUUAGGUGGACCGAUAAGGAAUUGUAAAUUCAGCUACAACGGAGACUAUAUAGGCUGGGCUGAAAGCUUAGAUCAUGCCGGUGUAGUAGAAUUACAAGAAGUUGUAAACAGGACUGACUAUGUGUCUCGAGUACAGUCAAUUGACUUUAUCGGGAAAUGCAUUGGAUUAAAUUUUUGUCCCACUGACAACGCCAAAGGAGAGCAGUUGAUAAUCGGCGUGAACGAUUGUCCCUUAGGAGGCAUUCUAAGUUAUACAUUGGAGAAUAGAUGCAAACUGUUGGACUUUGAUUUUUACUUUUAG
Priceomyces carsonii is the source of this 891-nucleotide messenger RNA. RefSeq lists its product as uncharacterized. Gene Ontology annotation, molecular function: protein binding. The coding region runs from base 1 to 891 and encodes 296 amino acids. The record is from RefSeq and is a predicted model, not a curated record. NCBI's taxonomy places the organism in Eukaryota, Fungi, Ascomycota, Pichiomycetes, Serinales, Debaryomycetaceae. The transcript has a single exon.